AUGGAUCGUCUUCACGUUCCAAUCAUGGAGGACUUUCUUCUCUCAUCCAUCGCCACUUUUCACACAACCAAGAUUACUGUUACAGAUCCCACUAAGUUCUCCUUCAUUGGAUCUAUUCCUGAGACCAUGCUUGCUUGUGUGUCUGCAGCAAGUAAUGUCUUGCAACAAUAUAGGAAGAUUCCUUCCUCAGGUCCACGGGAGCUUACACCAGCCAUGGUUCGCUCCAUUGACGAUGCUGACAAACCAGCGAAGAAGGGAAAGAAAUCUGACACUCAGAAGGAGACGCAGGUUUCUAAACCAACCAAGGGGCAAACCCCUAAGAAGCGAAAGUCAGAUAAAGCUGCUCCAUCACAACCUCAACCGAAGAAGCAGAGAAAGGCUGCUAGGAGACUCAUAUUCCAAUCUUCAAGUGAUUCAGACUCAGAGUAUGUUCCUCCCAAAAAUAAAUAUGCUCCUCCUUUAGAAUCUGAGAGCGAAAGCUCUGAUGAUGAGGCUUCGGGUCGUGGUGAUACCCCGCCUCGCUCCCCUACCCCAGAAAUUCCAAUUCGCUCCCAACCUCGUUCUCCUCCACCUGUUACUAUCCCAGUAUCCAUCCCUCCAAUAUUUCCUAUCCGCACCUCUCAACCAUCCACCACUAUUCCCAUCCCUACUCCAAUACUCACAGACACUACCACCACCACUACUACUACUACUACUACAGGGUCUCAUUCUACAGCUCCCACCCCACCUGUUACAACCGAACCUCCUACCACUACCAAACCAUUAUCUCCUACACCUUCUACUGACACCACCCCAGUUCUAGGUGGUGAGGACUUGGAAUUUGAUUCCACCUAUUUUAGUCAUUACCGUGUACAGAGUGAUGAAGAUGAUGAUAAGCCUGUUACCAAGCAUCAUCUCAAAGCAGUCAACGACAAACUCGAUCAAUUGUUUUCCUCCUCUUCCUCUGGGGCUUACUCGGAUGCUGCUCUCAAGGCAUUGUUCUCCUCUGUUGUCGAAGAACAUAAUGUCUCCCUUACUGCUGCAACUAAGGCUAUAGACGCCUCCACUUCCCAAUGCCAGAAAGCCUCCCUCGCUGUUGAGUUUUCCACCAAGGAGUGCAAAGAAGCGACCGCAAAAGUCGAUAAACUAAUUUUUGAGGCUCACUUAUUUUUAUACUCUUUGCAGGCGGCUGCUCAGAAAAAUUCUCAAACUGUUAAUGCUUUAGUGUAUAAUCUUCAACGUUCUCUUCAAAUUGAACGGUCCAACCUUGAAGCUGCACGCUAA
Lactuca sativa (garden lettuce) is the source of this 1263-nucleotide messenger RNA. Lineage: Eukaryota; Viridiplantae; Streptophyta; Magnoliopsida; Asterales; Asteraceae. The record is from RefSeq and is a predicted model, not a curated record.